GACAGCACCAGCGCGAUCGCAGGUGUGUGACAAUCGCAGCACUAGUGUCGCUCCCUAGGCUGGGGUGACUGAGCGGACUAAAAGCGGUUUUUAAAGAACCAACACGCAAGAUCAAAAAAGGACUAAUACAUAGUGAUAACACGGAGUAAGAGUCGAAGUUACAGGACCACACCCCUGAGGAAACCCAGAUUGCAGCUGCAGGAGGACCAGGCUUGCACCCAGCAAUGUCUGCUAAACCUUCCCAUCACUCUAGCAGGGCAAUUCCGAAGAGCGGCUAUUCGCACUCCAGGGGAACCCACAGCCGCCGCGUGAUGUCCCAGCCCGCGUACUCCUACUCCUACCCGGACGGCGAGUUCCUGCACUUCUACAAGUGGAACUCCCCUCCGGGCAUCAUCAAGAUCAUGGCCAUCAUCAUCGUCAUCCUCUGUGUGGUUGUCUUCGCUUGCGUGGCCUCCACCCUGGUCUGGGACACGGAGAUGGGGCUCACGGGUUUCCCCGGAAUGGGGAUAGGAUCGUACGGAGGCAGUUUCGGCAGUGGGGGCAGUUUCGGCAGUGGGGGCAGUUACGGCGGUUUCGGGGGCAGUUACGGCGGUUUCGGGGGCAGUUACGGCUCCGGAGGAGCUUCCGGCUACGGAGACAUUGGCGGGAACUACUUGGACCCCAGGGCAUCCAAGGGAUUCAUCAUUGCAAUCGCGGCCAUCGGCUUCCUGGCAGCCCUGGUGAUCUUCAUCUUGGUCAUCUCCCGGCAGGAAACCUCCAAAUCCAGGAGGUUUUACCUGGCCGUGAUCGUCAUCGCCGCCAUCUUGUGCUUCCUCAUGUUCAUCGCCACCAUCAUCUACCUGGUGGGGGUGAACCCUGCCGCGCAGACCUCUGGUUCCAUUUACUACAACCAGGUCAAAGCUCUUUGCUCCCAGUAUGAGGGCAAUAGCGCCCCCGCCUCUGGAAUCUUCGUCAGCCAGUAUCUCUACCAUUUCUGCGUCGUCGAGCCACAGGAGGUUAUAGCCAUCGUGUGUGGCAUCCUGGUCGCUAUCGCUUUAAUCAUCCUGCUGGUUUACGCUGUGAAAACACGAAACUUGCUUAAUCGCUAUGGAAGAAACAGAGUCUUGUGGGACAAUGUCCGAGUCAUUGAUUAUAACGCGCGACUCCGAGCCGAGGAAAGGAGCUCUGCAUUUUCUAAGAAGACCAAAAAAGAAGAGAACGACACGAAGAACAGGCUGUCUAACAUGAGGCAGAAGAUCCAGGACUUUAUGAGAAAGAAAAACGGGGAUAAUGACAAUGAUGAGAUUUAAGUAAUGGCAGCAUGACGUUCCCCAGUGAAGGAAGCUGAAUGAAUGUGUCUUAAUGCCACCUUUUGACCUUUUGUCCUGUUUAACAUUCUAUAAUUAGGAUUCUGAGGUUUAAUGUUAAGCUUUGCCAUUAAAUUACGUUAUUGAAUUUUUAUAGUUAUGCAAGCAGCAAAUCAUUUUAUGAAAUCCUUUACAAUACUUUUCUUUAUAUAUUGUUGUAGCACUGGUUUCUUAAAUUCAGGCUACUAACAAACCUCAUUUUUAUACUUUAAAUUUAUACUUUAAAAUGUGGUAUUUGUAGUAUUUUAUUUUUUUUCUCUUUGCUCUGUUCAUGGUGUGGCAGAGCUGGGUGACUGCUCACUUACCUGUUUCUUUUGAAAUGGCCUGAAAGAAAACUUGUGUAUGUUUUAUGAACCAGGCAACCCAUUGGUUCAGUUAUGAAUUCAGUCAAGCAAACGGCUCAGCCGCAAUGAAUACCAGCAGGUGUUGGCGUCCCCAGAACCAGGACUGGAAAUCCCUGAUUCGAACCAGCCCUGGUGGACCCGAAGAGCUACACAAUUACAGAGAACUCAGAUCACCCCACCCUUGGUCCUACUGGUGUUGUGUAGUUCAGGGCCUCAUGAGCCACAGUCUCCACUGAUGUUCACUCUACCAAAGCUCUUAGUUAGUUGAAUCAAGCAUUGAUUUAAUAUCUACUAAAACAAACGGUUUCCACGUUUCUAUUCACUGGUGAGUGUGUGAGCUCCCUCUGAAACACAGAGCUGUGUCUUACAACAAGUGAGGAUCGCUGAUGUAGCAGAAGACUGGCAUUCAACAGACUGCCUACCAUUACAGUACUGAGAGCAAAUUUCAAAGCAUUUGCUUGGUGGUGUUCUUGCUUUGCCUGUGUUGCUGAAAGUCCUUUUUUCGGUUCUGCUUAAAUAGAUGCUUUCUGUGUUGUUUUUGUGGUAGCCUACUGUUAUUGAAACAUAAUUGCACCUUGGCAUUGCAAGAAAUGUUCAACAGCAGCCACUCCUGUCCUGUUGUGUUUUGUAAACUAACUUGUAAAUAAACUUCUACAUUUUGACUACAAA
Messenger RNA from Lepisosteus oculatus (spotted gar), 2359 nucleotides. Lineage: Eukaryota; Metazoa; Chordata; Actinopteri; Semionotiformes; Lepisosteidae. The record is from RefSeq and is a predicted model, not a curated record.